AUGAGUGGCGGAAGUCAUAUUCCGUCGGCAUCAAAUUCAAAUGGAUAUGUAACAUCCAAAGAAAUGCUGUUGACUUAUAUCAGAAAUAUGUCGAAAGCUGAUAUUCGAAAAUUAUUGAGCCCUGUUAGAGAGGGGAUUUUGACAGAGAACACUGUUUUGCAUAUGAAUACACAGUAAGUUAUUUUUUAUAUUAUUGAUAUAAGUUUAUAAAAAGGUAGAUAAUACGUGAUAAUUUCUAGGUUUUGCAAAAUAAUGUUGUUGAACUUCUGACAUUUUACAGAAUGGUUUUUGUUCUCUUUUUUGAUAAUGGCAACUAGCACACCUGUGUCCAAAAAGAUCACUACAAAGUUUCUUAGAAACUAAACUGUAGUUUCAUUUGACAAAACAAAAAAUUCAGAAAUUUCUCUGUGGAUCAUGUUGUUGUUCCAAUCACAGUUGGCGAAUUUCUCAAACAACUCAACCCGCAGUGGAUACGUUGGAUACAUACAGGUAGAUCAAAACCAUAUAAUAACUCAUAAUAGCUCACAAUCUUUAUAGCUCCGGGUGAUGGAGAUCUUGAAGAAGGCAUUUUACCAUCACAUAUCACUUUUGAUCAUCACGGUGAUGUAAGUUCAGCAGCCUUUUGAAAAAUAAUUGAAAUAUUCAAAAUUUUAGAACGUUUCAAAUGAUGUUAUAAUGAGUUAUAUUCAUAAUCUGGACAAACAUCAAAAAAGAUCUCUAUUGAAUUUGAUUCGAGAAGGAAUAUUGACCGAUGAAUGUUUUAUUAAUGUUUCAACACAUCAAGGUCCCGAACGGUUACAGGUUUGUUUUGAAAGAAUGUGUUGAACGUAAGAUUUAGUGAUUUGUUUUUGAAGGUUCCAAUGCCAAGAGUGGUUGAAGCUCUGAGACUCGCUGAAAUUAAUGAACUCGAAUUUCAACAGGAAAAGCCAUUUCUUCUGAAAAUUAUUGCGAUGAAACAUUACUCUUCUGCAUGUUUUGAAAACGAUUACAGAGCAGGUAAUUAUAUUAAUUAAAUUUUUCUGAUAUUGAACUAUUUUUUAUUAAGAUUUACAAGUUCGAGCAAUAACAGCUGCCAGAUUCACAAUGCCAAUCUGGUACACAAUCUUAUUCACAUUUAUGACACUUGCCACAUUUUUUUCACAUAUCUGGUCACAGGUUACAAAUUUUGCUGAUAUGCAAAACACGUUGUUAACCACAAUACCAAUAGUUAUUUUAGUUGUUUCAAGGUACAGAAACUCCCACAAAUGAUUCUUAUCGCUAAAAAUAAUGAUUUCAGUAUCUUCAUAGCUUUAUUAUUAUAUCUGAACAUUUAUAUGGUUGGAUUUCUGUGUUGCUGUGAGAACAAUUUUAGCAAUCAAUUAGUCACCAAAGAUCUAGAUUAUUCAUCAUUAUAUAUUCAUUUUUGGUAAGUUUUUUUGGCUUAGAAACUUAAAACAAAAAUUUCCAGUGAGCUAAAUCGUUUUGAAAUUAGGAUUUAUUUGGUGAAAGGUCUUCAAUUCACGCUUCUCUGGUAUACAAUGCUCCUGGCAAUGUUUGCACAUGAACAUGAUUUGAAUAUUUAUCCCGAGUUGACUUGUGUGUUAACCAAUGGAUUUGGACUCAUGUUGUUUGCCAGGUAACUACUAACAAAAAUCACAAUGUUUCCAAAAAUUGAGACAUUCAGAAUUGCCGAAUUCUUCCGUCGUUGUCGAAAAACACGAGACGGCACUGCCAUCGCUGCGAGAUAA
This is a messenger RNA of Caenorhabditis angaria, 1727 nucleotides long. The record is from the annotation of a GenBank genome assembly. NCBI's taxonomy places the organism in Eukaryota, Metazoa, Nematoda, Chromadorea, Rhabditida, Rhabditidae.